AUGUUGCCUGAACAGCGACCUCUGUUGUAUGCAGGCGAGAACAGCAACUCCAACGACGGCUGCAUGUCGGGCUCCGUUCCGACGUCGCUGGCGGGCGGCGUGGGAGGCGGCAUCGGCAACGGCGGCGGCGCCAGCAAGAAGAAGCACCGCCGCAACAGGACCACCUUCACCACCUACCAGCUGCACGAGCUCGAGCGCGCCUUCGAGAAGUCUCACUACCCGGACGUCUACAGCCGCGAGGAGCUCGCCAUGAAGGUCAACCUGCCCGAGGUCCGCGUACAGGUGUGGUUCCAGAACCGGCGCGCCAAGUGGCGGCGGCAGGAGAAGAUGGAGGCGGCGCGCCUGGGGCUGGGCGAGCUGCCGGGCGGCUGCGGCGUGCGCGCCGGGGGCGGCGCCGGCGUGGGCGUCGGGGGCGGGCCGAGCCUGGCGCUGCCCGUCGACCCGUGGCUGGCGCCGCCGCUGCUGUCGGCGCUGCCCGGCUUCCUGGCGCACCCGCACACCGGCUACCCCAGCUACCUCACGCCGCCGGAGCCCGCCCCCGCGCCCGCCCCCGCCUCGGCGCCGCGGCCGCCGGACCCGCGCUCUUCGUCCAUCGCCGCGCUGCGCCUCAAGGCCAAGGAGCACGUCGAGUCCAUCUCGAAGGGCCUGCAGAUGGUCUAA
Messenger RNA from Schistocerca cancellata (South American locust), 660 nucleotides. RefSeq names its product retinal homeobox protein Rx-like. The record is from RefSeq and is a predicted model, not a curated record. The transcript is spliced from 3 exons. Lineage: Eukaryota; Metazoa; Arthropoda; Insecta; Orthoptera; Acrididae. Gene Ontology annotation, biological process: positive regulation of transcription by RNA polymerase II. The coding region runs from base 1 to 660 and encodes 219 amino acids. Gene Ontology annotation, molecular function: RNA polymerase II cis-regulatory region sequence-specific DNA binding; DNA-binding transcription factor activity, RNA polymerase II-specific.